CCAGAGAAAUCGGGCCAAGCUUUUCUCUCUCUCUCUCUCUCUCUCUAGUCUCUCCCUCCCCGUCUCCAUACAGUUAUUUAAGUAUCACAGCCAGAAACACAGCAGCGCAGCUCGCUCUCUCUAUCUAUCUCUCUUCUGCGACCAAAAAAAAAAAAAAAAGCUUCCUUAUUUUCACCUUCUGAGCAUCGCGAAUGGCGGGGAACGACUGGAUUAACAGCUACCUAGAAGCUAUCUUGGACGUUGGUCCGGGAAUCGACGAUGCCAAAUCGUCGCUGUUGCUCAGAGAGAGAGGCCACUUCAGUCCCACUCGCUACUUCGUCGAAGAAGUCAUCACUGGCUUCGAUGAAACUGACCUUCACCGUUCUUGGGUUCGAGCUGCAGCGACAAGGAGCCCGCAGGAGAGGAAUACAAGAUUGGAGAACAUGUGUUGGAGGAUUUGGAAUUUGGCUCGCAAGAAGAAGCAGCUUGAGGGAGAGGAAGCUCAACGUAUGGCUAAGCGUCGUCUUGAACGUGAAAGAGGCCGUAGAGAGGCAACUGCUGAUAUGUCUGAAGACUUAUCAGAAGGAGAGAAAGGGGACUUAGCCAGUGACGUUUCGAUUCAUGGUGAUAGUGUUAGAGGAAGACUGCCCAGAAUCAGUUCUGUUGAUGUGAUGGAGAACUGGGCUAGUCAACACAAGGAAAAGAAACUCUACAUUGUGUUAAUAAGCCUUCAUGGCUUGAUACGUGGAGAAAACAUGGAGCUUGGUCGUGAUUCUGAUACAGGUGGUCAGGUUAAAUAUGUGGUCGAACUAGCCAGGGCCUUAGGCACAAUGCCUGGAGUUUAUCGUGUAGAUUUGUUGACGAGACAAGUAUCUGCACCAGAUGUAGAUUGGAGUUACGGUGAGCCAACAGAAAUGCUAAAUCCAUUAAACUCUGAAAGUAUUGAGGAGAUUGGGGAGAGUAGUGGUGCUUAUAUAGUCCGGAUACCAUUUGGCCCAAGAGAUAAAUAUAUCGAGAAAGAGCUCCUUUGGCCCCACAUUCCUGAAUUUGUUGAUGGUGCAAUUGGCCACAUUAUACAGAUGUCCAAAGUUCUUGGUGAGCAGAUUGGCAGUGGGCCAGUCUGGCCGGUUGCAAUUCAUGGACAUUAUGCAGAUGCCGGUGACUCUGCUGCUCUUCUCUCAGGAGCUUUGAAUGUGCCGAUGCUUUUUACUGGUCACUCACUUGGAAGAGAUAAGCUUGAACAACUUUUGAAACAAGGGAGGCAAUCGAAGGAAGAAAUAAAUGCUACAUACAAAAUAAUGCGGCGAAUAGAGGCUGAGGAGCUAUCUCUUGAUGCUUCUGAAGUUGUCAUUACUAGUACUAGGCAGGAGAUAGAAGAACAAUGGCGCUUGUAUGAUGGAUUUGAUCCAAUACUAGAGCGAAAAUUGAGAGCAAGAAUCAAACGCAAUGUGAACUGUCAUGGCAGAUUCAUGCCUCGUAUGGUGAUAAUUCCUCCUGGGAUGGAAUUUCACCAUAUUGUUCCACAUGAUGGUGAUAUGGAUGGUGAAACAGAAGGAAAUGAGGAUAAUCCUGUUUCUCCAGAUCCGCCAAUUUGGCCUGAGAUAAUGCGUUUCUUUACCAAUCCUCGCAAGCCUAUGAUACUUGCCCUUGCCAGGCCAGAUCCUAAAAAGAACAUCACAACUUUAAUCAAAGCUUUUGGAGAAUGUCGCCCUUUAAGGGAGCUUGCUAAUCUUACUUUAAUAAUGGGUAACCGUGAUGGCAUUGAUGAAAUGUCUAGUGCAAAUGCUACUGUUCUUCUCUCAAUUUUAAAGCUUAUUGACAAAUAUGAUCUGUAUGGUCAAGUGGCAUAUCCUAAACACCACAAGCAGUCUGAUGUUCCCAACAUUUAUCAACUGGCAGCAAAAACAAAGGGUGUUUUCAUCAAUCCAGCAUUCAUUGAGCCAUUUGGGCUGACUCUUAUUGAGGCAGCAGCUCAUGGUUUGCCUAUUGUUGCCACAAAAAAUGGAGGUCCUGUUGAUAUUCACCGGGUCCUUGACAAUGGUCUACUGGUCGACCCACAUGAUCAGCAGUCUAUAGCUGGUGCUCUUCUGAAGCUUGUUGCAGAUAAGCAGCUUUGGGCAAGAUGUAGGCAGAAUGGACUGAAAAAUAUUCACCUUUUUUCAUGGCCAGAGCAUUGUAGGACGUACUUAUCUCGGAUUGCUUGUUGCAAACCGAGGCAUCCACAAUGGCAAAGAAAUGAUGAUGGAGUAGCAAAUUCAGAGUCAGAUUCACCUGGUGAUUCAUUGAGGGAUAUACAGGAUAUCUCAUUAAACUUAAAGCUUUCAUUUGAUGGGGAGAAACAUGAAGGGAGUGGUACUCUUGAUAAUGCUUUAGAUUCUGGUGAAAAUCCUGUUGGUGGAAAAAACAAGUUAGAAAAUGCAGUUUUGACAUGGUCAAAACGUGUUCUAGGCGAUGCACAGAAAGCUGGGUCCAUUGAGAAAGUAGAGCACAAUAAGUUUCCAUCAUUGAGGAGGCGUAAGUAUAUCUUUGUUAUUGCCAUUGAUUCUGAGACAGAAGCUGAUUUUCUUGAAUAUAUUAAAGUGGUUAUUGAGGCUAGUGGGAAGGACAGGAUAGCAGGCUCAAUAGGUUUUAUAGUGUCUACAGCCUUGACCAUUUCUGAGAUGCACUCUGUUCUGGUUACGGGAGGAUUGAGCCAUUUGGAUUUUGAUGCUUUUAUUUGCAACAGCGGUAGUGAGUUGUACUAUCCAUCUUCAAGCUCUGAGGAUGGUCCUUUAGGGCUUCCCUAUGUGUUAGACUUGGAUUAUCAUUCACAUAUUGAGUACCGUUGGGGAGCUGAAGGUUUGAGGAAGACUUUGGUUCGUUGGGCUGCUUCUAUUAAUGAUAAAAAAGGGGAAGGAGAACAGAUUGUUGCUGAAGAUGAAUCAGGGUCUACCACACAUUGCUAUGCUUUCAAAGUGAAAAACCCAUCUUUGAUACCUCCAGUAAAGGAGCUUCGGAAAUUGAUGAGAAUUCAGGCCCUUCGAUGCCAUGUUAUAUAUUGUCGAAAUGGCACCAAGUUUAAUGUGAUCCCUGUAUUGGCUUCUCGGUCUCAAGCUCUCAGGUACCUGUAUGUUCGAUGGGGUGUGGAAUUGUCGAACAUUGUGGUGUUCGUGGGAGAAUGUGGGGAUACGGACUAUGAAGGACUUCUUGGUGGGGUCCACAGAUCUGUAAUACUGAAGGGCGUUUGCAGCGGUGCCCGUAAACUUCAUGCUGGCAAAAACUACCCUUUGGAAGAUGUGGUGCCAUUCGACACCCCCAACAUUAUUCAAACUGAAGGGUGCAGCAGCGACGACAUAAGGGUGUCACUGGCCAAACUGGGGGUCCUCAAGGUGUAGAAAAUUACAUCUCUUUCGUCCCCAUUAGCCUGUGAGAGAGAGCCCAGACCUUGCCCUCUCUCACUUGUGUAUGGCUGCCCCAAAGUUUGGCCUUCAGAUUUUCGGCUGCAUACCAAGUGGCUUUCCAAAAUGCUCUUCGUUGUUAAUUUAGACCUCAUCUCGUAUGGGCAUUUUUCUCUGAAUCUUCUGGCUUUUCUUCUGCUCCUUCAUUUCCCUGCCUUUUCCUUUUCUGCUGUUCACCAUAAUGCUGUCUUGCUUUCGGUGCAUCAGUUCUGUAUAUGGUUGCUACUGCUAUUUAGUUCAUAAUAAAAGCACAGCAAGGCAGCUGCGGAGUUGCAUA
Malania oleifera is the source of this 3693-nucleotide messenger RNA. RefSeq names its product probable sucrose-phosphate synthase 1. Gene Ontology annotation, molecular function: sucrose-phosphate synthase activity; sucrose synthase activity. Gene Ontology annotation, biological process: sucrose metabolic process. The record is from RefSeq and is a predicted model, not a curated record. The coding region runs from base 192 to 3353 and encodes 1053 amino acids. NCBI's taxonomy places the organism in Eukaryota, Viridiplantae, Streptophyta, Magnoliopsida, Santalales, Ximeniaceae. The transcript has 13 exons.